GAUACAAAGUACAUACGAAAUUACAGUUUGAAGUUUAUGCGAAGUUGUGCGAAGUUAUGCAAAGUUCGCAUAAUCAGACCAUUACUUAAGCUCAUAGAGAAACUUUAUUUCCUCUUUACUUUACUUCCUGAGAUAGCAAAUAGAUUGGCCAGCCUGAUUUGACCCUUUGCUGACACUAGACAAAAAAAAAUAAUUCAAACAAUAUAAGAGAGAGAAGAGGUGGUACCCUAUAGGACUACGCCGGGGAAAUAUAUUUACUGUGUACUGAAGAGAUUUCAACUUAUACUUCACCAGCCAAAGAAGAAACUGAAACUAGCAGAGAAGCGGUCACCGUAACUUAGUGCUUGAGCAUGCAUCCUAAAACUCGGUAGGGCACAGGUUCGAUUCUUAUUCCAACAUUCAAGUAUUUUUCUAUUAACGUUCACCUCUCGGCAGUCAAUGGCAAACCAACGAAAUUAUUUUCAUAAAUGAACACAUUAAACUUUUCUUUGUUAGAAAGUGACGUAAAAGUAAAUGUUCCUCCCUUUAUUUGUCCACCACCACCAGCAAAUGUGGGAGAACCAUUUUCACAAAGUAUCCCGCGUUAUGAUAAAGGACUCGAAGCGUUACGAUCCCCAUCAGUGGAUGCCGGCUAACUAAUUUAUUUCUUGCCGUGCGGAAGGAGGAUGGUAGGAACUUCAAUCACAUCCAGCUUAUGCAUGACGUGGACAGCAUCAGAGGAAAAAGUGGACUUAGCAACUUUUCACUCUAAACUAGCCACAUUAACGGCACUCCAAAAAGCUCGAAAUAAAACCAAAACAUACACAAGUAGAAGAGUAACGGAAAUUAUAUUUUUUAUUUACACCAUGGACGUUUUAACAGAAAACUUACUUUGGGAAGACAAAGAAAUUAAAUUCGACACACCAAAUAUACAAAACCAUCUGCGUAAUGGUGAAAAUGUUUUGGAUACCAUUUACCACAUCGAGGAUACGAAAGGCAAUCCUGGAGAUACUGGACGACUCUUAGCAACCAACUUGCGUAUUAUUUGGUAUUCCCUAUCGCAUAAAAAAUAUAAUUUGUCUAUCGGCUAUGCUCGCUUUGUCAACACCAACACACGCUCAGUGGUCCCCAAAGUGGGUGGCCCUACCCAAGCGCUCUACAUACUGGCAACCGGCAGUAAUACGCGUUUUGAAUUUCUCUUCACUGAUGUCUCUGGCGAUACGGCACGCAGGAAUACGCCAAUUUUCCAAAGCGUUUUCGAAAUAUAUCAAUUAUAUCAACGCACAUACCUGUACAGAGACCUGAAAUUACGUGGCGCCAUUGUACUAUCGGGACAACUGAUAAUUAUGCCAGACGAAUUGGUCUAUAAUAAUGUUAACGGUGUUUGGAAUUUGUCUAGCGAUCAAGGCAAUUUGGGUUCAUUUGUGGUGACCAAUAUACGUUUGGUGUGGUUUGCCGAUGCCAAUGAUACUUUCAAUAUUAGUUUACCCUAUCUACAAAUUGCAAACAUACGCAUUCGUGAGUCGAAGUAUGGGCCCGCGCUAGUUAUACAAACAGCCGAAACUGGAGGUGGCUAUGUGCUCGGCUUUCGCAUAGACCCGGUUGAACGGCUGAAUGAAAUCUACAAGGAACUCAUAUCACUGCAUGCCAUUUAUUCGGAGAAUCCCAACUUUGGCGUACGUUAUGACUCAGCGGAUGCACAAAAACGAUUAGCUAGCAUGAAAGAGGCCGAGGAAUUCAAGCCCGAUGAGUUUCUGGAGAUCGAUGAACGUCAAGAGCGCGAGGUCAACACUAAACUUAAUACCUAUUUGGCAGAAGGUACUGCAGUAACCGGCACUGAGGCACCAACACGGGAACCGGUCUAUUGCAAAGAGUUGGGAUUCGCAAUGGAGCGUAUACGUGACGGCUACAAGUUACAGGAUUUAUGGGAUGUAUUGCCGCGGGUAGAAGGAGAGUAAGAAUACAUAAGUAAAUGUUUUGAGGAUACACGUAGUAUUUCUAAAAAAAUAAAAUAUGUACUGAAAGCUUUGAA
Rhagoletis zephyria (snowberry fruit fly) is the source of this 2011-nucleotide messenger RNA. It is a transcript of the gene BBS5, whose product is annotated as Bardet-Biedl syndrome 5 protein. Gene Ontology annotation, molecular function: phosphatidylinositol-3-phosphate binding. NCBI's taxonomy places the organism in Eukaryota, Metazoa, Arthropoda, Insecta, Diptera, Tephritidae. The record is from RefSeq and is a predicted model, not a curated record. Gene Ontology annotation, cellular component: BBSome; ciliary basal body. Gene Ontology annotation, biological process: cilium assembly; intracellular transport.